GAAAUAAAAAGUAGGAAGGGUGAUCAUUUGCACAUUCCUUGGAUCUUGCGAUCUGGCAACGGGGAAGGAUGGACGAAGGGUACGGCUAUGGCACGGCCCAAGGUGAAGACAUCUUGUCCAAGCUUCGUGCCGAACGCUUCCGCCACUUGGAAGGCCAAGUGUACCUCGACCACGCCGGUGCGACGAUCUACGGAUCGCACCAGGUCGAGCAGCACGCAACGCUCUUGAAGCAAAACUUAUUUGGGAAUCCGCAUAGCUCUUCCGCAGUGUCAAGCCAACGCACCACCGAAGAAAUUGACAGCGCUCGUCGUGAUGUCGCUGCGUUCUUCCAUGCAAGUCUCGAAGAAUAUGACGUUGUGUUCACGUCUGGUGCGACUGCCGGGCUGAAACUCGUUGGUGAGUCGUUCCCAUUUACACGUCAAAGCUCGUUCGCGUACAGUGUGAAUGCACACAACAGUGUUCUCGGCAUACGUUCGUUUGCCAAUGCACGGGGCGCGACUAUGUUUGCCCUGCCUGUGGAGCUCUUGGACGCGGUCGGUCAAGCAGCGACACAAAGUAUUCAUCAGGACGAAACCAACAACGAAAAAGAUGUGUAUAAUCUCGUGGCGUUCCCGGGAGAGUGCAAUUUCAGCGGCGCAAAGCACCCCUUGUCCACCAUCGAAGCCCUGCAUCGCAAUGUCCUCAACAGAAUUCCACUCGAAAAGUGUCAAGUCCCUUCCAAACAACCCGUUCACCACCCCCAGGGGAAAUGGCUUGUUUUACUCGACGCCGCCAAGCUGGCAGGGACCAACCCGAUCGACCUUAGCGAGUUCAAACCCGACUUCAUGGUGGUGUCGUUUUACAAGCUGUUUGGAUAUCCUUCCGGUGUCGGUGCCUUGUUCAUCAAGAAAUCGAUCGCACGCCAUUUGAUUAAACCAUUCCAUGGCGGUGGAACGUUAGCUACGUCGUUCAGUGCGCUCAACAUUAGCCGGCCCCAUGCAGCAACGCACCGACGAUUCGAAGACGGUACCAUACCGUACCUGUCGAUCCUGGCGUGUAAAACUGGACUCGACACACUGCGAGAGCUGACGAUGGAGUCCAUUCAGCGUCACGUCGGCGCUCUCUCGACGUAUACGUACAAGGCGCUGUCCACUCUUCGCCAUGCCAAUGGCACUCGCGUGUGCGAAAUCUACGGCUCCCACCACGUCCGUUCCAAACAAGAGGCGGGAUCGAUUGUCGCGUGCAAUUUUAAAAGGCAUGACGGGUCGUACGUGGGAUAUACGGAGUUUAGCGCUUUGGCCAGCCUCCACGGCAUCCACAUACGAACAGGGUGCUUUUGUAACCCAGGGGCGUGUCAGUUUUAUCUUGGCUUGACCACGAUGGACCUGCUGUCCCACGUAAACCAAGGCCACGUCUGCGGGGACGCCAUGGACGUCAUCCACGAUCGCCCGACGGGGGCAAUUCGCGUGUCAUUUGGAUACAUGACGACCAAGCAAGACGUGGAUGCCUUUCUUGCGUUUGUGGUUCAGUAUUACGUAUCGGCAUUGCCAACGACAACAGUGAUGGAAGCGCCGCCGAUGCGAAUCGAGUCGACAACCAUUCGAUUGAGCAAAAUCACACUGUUUCCUAUCAAGUCGUGCGGGGGCAUGUCUGUGUCGGGAUGGGCCGUGGGACCUGAUGGCCUGUUUUACGACCGCGAGUGGGCCCUUGUCGACCCUGAAACGUUGAAAACGUUUAGCCAGAAAGACCUGCCCAAAAUGGCAACCCUUCGCCCGGUCGUCGAUCUGGAAGCCCAAGCUCUCAACAUUACGAUGUCUGAUAGCACCCCCGUCUCGCCACUCUCGAUACCGUUGACCUACGUGCCAUCAUUGACAACGAAUGUCAGCGUCUGCGCUGCUGACUGCCAAGGAAAGAAAUACGAUGAUCUGGUGAAUGCGUGGUUUACAAAUGUCCUGGGCCGACCGUGUGCGCUGGUGCGAGUGUCCAAGGAGAGUCGUCGCAGUCGAUUGACGCCUUCGAAAGCUCAACAUGCCAUCGGAUUUGCCAAUGAGGCGCCAUUUCUAUUGAUUUCCCGCGCCAGCGUCACGCUCAUGAACUCGAAAUUUGGCAGCGACGUCGAUGAGGAUGUGUUUCGGGCAAAUUUCAUCGUCGAUGGGUGCGAUGCCCAUGCUGAAGAUCGAUGGAGUGAGGUGGCAAUUGGGUCGCACUCGUUGGCCGUCUUGGGACCGUGCGGACGCUGUACGAUGGUCAACAUCAACCAAACCACGGGCGAAAGCGAGGCCGGGCCGCUGAAGCACCUUGCCUCUUACCGACGAGAUCGAGGCAAGAUCUACUUUGGUCAGUUUUUAGCGUUGAAAGCGUCCGAUUCAUUUCGAAUACAAGUUGGCGACACGAUCGCGCCAUUUGUUAAGCCCCACGAAACGUCGGAGUAGAUUUGUGCAUGGCGCACGAUAACCACGUCUCUAUUUAUCUCACAUAUUGGUC
Aphanomyces invadans is the source of this 2463-nucleotide messenger RNA. RefSeq lists its product as hypothetical. Lineage: Eukaryota; Oomycota; Saprolegniomycetes; Saprolegniales; Verrucalvaceae. Gene Ontology annotation, biological process: Mo-molybdopterin cofactor biosynthetic process. Gene Ontology annotation, molecular function: pyridoxal phosphate binding; molybdenum ion binding; molybdenum cofactor sulfurtransferase activity. The coding region runs from base 69 to 2411 and encodes 780 amino acids. The transcript has 5 exons. The record is from RefSeq and is a predicted model, not a curated record.